UCCUCCUGCCCCAUCUCUUGUACCUAGGUAGUCAUCCUUGCCUCGCAGGACGGGGUUCUCUCAUUCGCUCUCCCGCGCUGCACAUCAUCUCGUGGAACCCGGCCAGAAGCUGUGUACUUUCAUCCAUUGGCAUUGCCUUGACCCGGCCAGCCUCGCAUUGUUUGCCCUCAAGAGCGGGCCUAGCCUCGUUCACCAUUGACGGGGCCAUUCCUCUCUUUUUCUCUCCCCGUUCCUCACAUUCCUGUGCGCCGCGUGCCCUUCAUUCUUUCGUCCAGCAGCAGACACUGCUCGCUCGCGGUGGCACAAGGUUGUCCCUGAUGUCUUGAGGCUGUUGGCAGACUCCUUCCUUUUGGUUUUUUCCUUUCAAGGCUUGUCGCAGCAGCCGAGGGAACCCACGAGACUCUGUGUCGGAGUGCAGCAUCUCCAUCUCUCACCUCCCACUUCGACGUCACCGGCGCAUGUCGCAACCCUCCCGGGCCGUCAACCAGCACAGCAACAAAAGCAGCCAGACGCUGGCAUCAAUCGCCAUAGCCAUGGCUCCGUUUAUCCAGCAGAGCGACGAGGACAACACGGCAUUUGCAGCCGACAGCACGCACGAUGCUCGUCAAAGUCGUGCAGACGCAGCAGCAUGCAGCACCACGCCAGCAAACUCAAUUGCCAGGUCCAUGUCGCGAUACCGUAAGCGCGCCAAUUCCACCGCCGCCAGUGCUGCUGCCCAGGAGGUCGCUGCAGCAGCGAGGCCAGGCGCAGGCGAAGCAGUGUUGCCGUCGAUGCAUGCGACGCCUCCAAUGCCCCCUGUCCCCACGAUUCCACUCCAGCAUAUGCCGGCACAGGCAGGCGCCAGUGCAACCAGGUCACGUCAUAUCGCUCCCUCUGGAACCAGCGAUGAUGCCGCUCCAUCCGCCUCCCUGCCAGCUGCUGUCGCCUCUUAUAAUAGGCCACCGCCACCGCGACUACACGAGAGGCAGCCGCUUGGAACCAGCACGCCCUCUGCUGCAAGCUCGCGACAAGCAUCUGCCGAGCGCGAGAGCAUAUCAGUUAAUAAAACAGGAGAUGCACCCAUCCGCCGCCAACGGACAAACAGUGACGAGGACAAAGCGAGGCUACCACACCACGAGCAAGCGAUUCGUGUUCUGGAACCAAUGACGCGCAUGGAGCCUCUGCCUGAGCGCAUGGCGACCAAGCCGAAAAAGGACGUCGCGCCGUUGCAACUUCAAAUGCAGCCAAACCAGGCUCCGGCACCACCAAUGCAGAAGUCCCAACGGAGCCCGGUCAUAGAAAAGUUCGCCAGCCUGACCAAGCUUCGAAAAGCGAACCCGGUGCCAGAGGCGGCCCCGAGGUCGGCUCGCGAGGACAAACUGCAAGAAAAUCAGGUCAAUCAGUCAGUUGGCAUUGUGUCGGGAGGCAAGGGCAUUGUUCCGCAGACUGAUGCUCCAACGUCUGCAAUCAAUACUGCUGAUCAGAUUGUGACUGUCCGCUGCAGAGGCAACCGCUUCCUCCUAGAUGUGGAUGCAGACACGACAGCCAUUGAGAUCAUCACAAAAUGUGGUCGGCUUGUCAACGAUACUGAGAUCAAUCCAUCAAACUGCAUUGUGCUCGAGUCAUUCGAUAGUCUUGGCCUAGAGCGGCGAGUUCGGCGAUACGAGGCCAUCCGCGAUAUCGUGAAUUCUUGGGAUCUAGACUCAACGAACUGUCUCGUCGUGCGGAUUCGCGAAGCUGGCGAUUCAAUGACCGACCUGGACGCAGCAAACAUAUCAAAGUCAACCGAUCCGCCAAAGGGAUGCCAGAUCUACAUGUAUCAUUCCAACAAGCCCGGAAAGUGGAACAAGCGCUAUAUCACCCUCUUGGACAAUGGCCAGAUCAUCCUGAGCAAGAAGCCAGACGCAUACGCCGGUGAGAAGGACAGUACCAAUCUGUGUCGACUCUCUGAUUACGACAUCUACCAGCCGUCUGAAUCGAUGAUGCGUCGGCAUCUGAAACCACCAAAACGACACUGCUUUGCGAUUCGUAGUCAGCAAAAGACGACAGUGUUCCUCAAUACCGACAACUACGUUCAGUACUUUUCCAUGGAGGAUCCCAAGCAGGCAGCCCUCUUCCAAGACAAGGUCCAGGUCUGGCGUAGCUGGUACUUAUUGGAUCGUAGACCGGAGCCCAGGAAACAGUCUAUGACCAGCCCACCCCGGCCAACAACUUCAAAGAAAGAGGAGUCAAAAUCUUCUCCGAGCGCGGUCACGCGGCACGGGCAAAGACGAUCUGUCAACUUGAGCCAUGCGCAUCGUGCGCAGGUUUCUGUAGACGAGUCUCCAUACACAAUCGGCGAGUUCAAGCCCUUGCUUGACUUGUCCCGCUUCGACAAACGAAUAUCGUUGUUCGGCAACGAGGCGCCACCGCCCAUACCGACAGACUCACCAAGAACGUCGAGGGAUCUCUCCAGGCCGAACCGCAAUUCGUUGAUUGGGAAAGGCUUGAUCGAUAGCAUAAAAACUGACGAUGGCUUCACUGGCAACGGGCUCCUUGCAAAUGGGUACGAGGAGCGUCGCGAUGCCAUCGGUGGAGCAGUCAUCAAAGCCUCGCAGGCGGACCCGGAUGGAUUUGCAGACGGGCCGACAUUGCUCAACAAACAAAAUCUUACCGAGCGAACAUCCCCGAACAACGAUCAGGGCAACUCGUCAUCGUGGUUCCCUUCUGCACUGGAGCACACUGCGAAACAGACUGCAGUCCGUCCGGUGAACUCUACUGGCCCUUCUACUAUGCGGAGACAACAGCCUAUGCACACAUCGGCAGUACCGCCGCUUCCUUCCAACCAGAGCUCUGGACGGCAUCAACACGCGGGGAUGUCAAGCAAUCAUGGCGUUGUGCAAAGGAGCCGUGAGAGUCACCAGCCACCGCAACGCAGCCAUGAGAGCAGAGGUGGUGUGGCCCAAUCGAGUCGCCGCGAGCAGCCCAAGCCACUUCUGGACAUUGGCUCUACAGAGUUUAACAAGCCGCCGCAGUGGAAGCGCAAAGGACAUGGCGUUAAGGCGCCUGGGGACAUAGAGCAUCUGGUGGACUAUAUCAGUCCGACUGAUCCAUUCAGCCCAGAUGCGCGGAGAGGUACGGGCAUGCUUGAUGCACCGGCGCGCAAUAGCACAAGACGUCCGAGCCCCAACCCGCCGUCAGGAUCUACGGCAUACCCACCGCCGAUAUCAGUCCCCGCUGGGCGCGCACGCAGUCAAAGUUUCAGCAACACCUCAGGCAAUGGUCGGGCCAUGAUGGCCGCGAUAGCAAUGGCCGGUAGCAACAAAGCUCCGCCGAUGCCAACAUUACCCGGCCUUGCGCGCAGGGGCGCCGAGGAGCCGGUGCAGCCCUCAUCGCGGCAACGGGAGGGCCUUACGCCGCGCGAGAAGGAGCAGCGCGAGCGCGAGAGGCUGCGGCGUAAGGAGCAGGAGCGUGCGUACAAGGAACGACAGGCCGCUUUCAAUGCCGUGCCUGGUCGGAAAGGGACUUUGAAGGUUGUCUAGAUCCUUUGGUCAUGCCGUUGGGGGUCAACUUUUAGCGUUUACCACAAGCACACUUACGAGGACACGCGAUUUAUGAUCUGAUUUUGGAUUUCAUGGUCUUACGCUCACAAGUUUACUAUGUAAUUAUUCCAUAGCGCUGGCAUUUCUACUUUGUAUACCAGAUUUAAAAUGAAUCACAUUCGGACGAGUCAUUUGGUAGCCCGCGUAUGACCUGUUUGGCAUGCUU
Molecule: messenger RNA, 3726 nt
Organism: Microdochium trichocladiopsis
Lineage: Eukaryota; Fungi; Ascomycota; Sordariomycetes; Xylariales; Microdochiaceae
Exons: 2
Coding region: 459-3500 (1013 amino acids)
Source: RefSeq, a predicted model, not a curated record